AAAAUGGCGAACCGAUAAAACUCGCAACUUCGUUUCGGCGUGCCGAUCAAGGUGUCCAACAUUUCCGUGUUGUAACUUCAUGAUUGGAGAUCUACGGUUCUGGGUGUUACCUGGUAAACAAUGUAUCGUGCUUUAUACAAAUUCGACAGUAAAGAUCAGAAAACUUUGUCAUUUUCCGAGGAUGACAAGUUCACUUUGUUGGACAGCAGUCAUGGAAACUGGUUGCAGGUGAUGAACGUAAGUGGAAGAGUUGGUUUCGUACCUGCCAACUACAUUAAGAAGUAUGAGGUAUCUAAUGACGAGUUGUUGCAAUCCAUUGACCGUGCAAUAGAAUCCGUUCACCUUGUGGCCACACAGAAUGGCGGAAACUACACCAAAGAACAGAGGACUUGUUUACAGAAGCUAAUUAAGCACAGAUCUGAAGUAUUAGAACAACAAAGUAAAGAUGUCCCACAGCAGCCAAGAAGAAAAGCACCAGAGCCUCCUAAUCUAGCAGCCAGUCGUGCGGCUACCACUCCUGCUCAAAAACAAGAUUCACAGGCUCGUCGUUCUUCACUUAAGUCACAACAACAGAAACAGUCAGAACAACCUGCUAUGCAAAAGCAACAUUCACAGAAUCAGAAGCAGCUGCCAUCUCCUAAACAACAGCAUCAACAGCCCUCUCCUAAACAGCAACGGCCACAACAGCAACAGCCUGCUGCUAAACAGCAACAGCAGCCCACAACUAAACAGCUACAGCAGGCCGCUGCUAAACAGCAACAGCAGCCCACUGCUAAACAGCAACAGCAGCCCACUGCUAAACAGCUACAGCAGGCCGCUGCUAAACAGCAACAGCAGCCCACUGCUACACAGCAACAGCAGCCCACUGCUACACAGCUACAGCAGGCCGCUGCUAAACAGCAACAGCAGCCCACUGCUACACAGCUACAGCAGGCCACUGCUAAACAGCAACAGCAGCCCACUGCUACACAGCAACAGCAGCCUACUCCUGCACACCAACAGCAGCCUACUGCUACACACCAACAGCAGCCUACUGCUACACAACAACAGCAGGCCGCUGCUAAACAGCAACAGCCCUUUUCUCAUCAAAACCAUGAGAAACAGCAGUCAUCUAUACAGCAACAACAGCAGCAGCAAGAGUCAACAAAUCAGCAACAGCAAUCAGAAAAAAGAUCAUCCAUAAAGACUCAUAAAGCACCCUCUCCGCCUGCAUCAGGUGGCUCUUUAUUAGAAUCAAUACAAACUGUAAGCAAAACUGCAUGUAGCAAUGAUUCAAUAACAAGUUUUGGAUCAUCACCAAUGACUCCGCCACUUGUUACUUCUUCGCUGUCACUUACACCAUCAACAUCUAUGCUAGCAUCCAAAAUGAUGUCUAGAACGUUCUCACCAUCGUCCAGUGUUAUGGCCGUCAGCAGGACAACAAGUCUUAAUGUUGCAGUGCCGGACGGGAUAGCUUUUGAACUUGUUGACAUUGUGAGAGCUAACACUAAUUUAAACUUUGAAAAGUGUAAGAUUGCUGUUGGAACCACCCUCAGUCAUAUCGGAAUGAAUAUACCAGCCGUGGCCAGUGUCAUGGAAAGAAUUUUAAAAAGUCUACGAGAUGGUCCUAAAGAUGAUGAUGUCAUUGAAAGUGGUUACGAUAGAGAGAGACUGGAAGUGAUCUUCUCUGAGUUGAUAACUUGUAAGGAGGAUUCCCAGCAGAGAAGUUGGGCUCUACAUGAGGACGAACCUAUUAUUUUAGAGUAUCUUGAGGAGCUUGUUUCAAUACUGAAUGAUGCUAAUCCCAAAAUAUGCAAGGCGAUUGUGUGCCGUGAUAGUUAUGAUAGUUUGCAAUCACUAGUGGUGUACUACCAAAUGGAAAAAAGAUUGAGCAUUCGAUUAGCAUUGUUGAAAGUAUUUGGUGCCCUUUGUGGGUUGGAUCCCAUGGUAAUAUCUCAUCUUGUGAUGUCUAUUUUACCGAUGGAGUUAGCCAGAGAUAUACAGACUAACUGCACAGAGUUACAGCGUGUCUUUUAUUCGUCAUUGGUGCUUACGAUGAUACUUUCAUCAGGUGAACCCCUUCCAUAUAGUCAUUACGAUCAUCUGAACGAGUCCUUCGUUGCUUUCCUGUUUGACAACGUGGAAUCCCCACCACCGGAAGACAUUGAUGAACAACUACCUGAGUUGUUUAUUAGUUUAAUUUUAGCUUUUAAUUUACACUUUCAAGUGCCUUCCAGCAACUUUGUGAUGAAAAUCCUGGCAAAGAGAAAGACAGCUAAACACUUCAGUGAAAAGAUCAUGUUGUUAGUCAAUAGAGGAGGUGGGUAUUAA
This is a messenger RNA of Saccoglossus kowalevskii, 2310 nucleotides long. RefSeq lists its product as uncharacterized. Gene Ontology annotation, biological process: endocytosis. Gene Ontology annotation, molecular function: protein binding; Arp2/3 complex binding. The record is from RefSeq and is a predicted model, not a curated record. Lineage: Eukaryota; Metazoa; Hemichordata; Enteropneusta; Harrimaniidae.